Molecule: messenger RNA, 1398 nt
Organism: Bipolaris maydis ATCC 48331
Lineage: Eukaryota; Fungi; Ascomycota; Dothideomycetes; Pleosporales; Pleosporaceae
Product: transmembrane amino acid transporter protein-domain-containing protein
Biological process (GO): amino acid transmembrane transport
Molecular function (GO): L-amino acid transmembrane transporter activity
Source: RefSeq, a predicted model, not a curated record
AUGGCUGAAAAGAAUGAGGAUGUCAUUGCGCCGGCGCCGAGCCACAGCUCAGGAAGUAUUGGUGAGGCCAAAGCUGACCUUGAGAAUGACAACGAGGUGUUUAAGAAGGGGGAGGGAUAUGAGGAUUUCCGCACGGUGGGAUGGAUCCAGACGACUAUGAUUCUGUUGAAGAUCAUCUUCGCAACUGGUGUGCUUACUAUUCCCUCGGCCAUGUAUGUCCUCGGUGCUUUGCCUGGGGCCAUCAAUGUCAUCGGCUGGCAAGCUGUCAAUACUUGGGCUGCGUUGGUCCUUGGACAGUUUCGCAUGCGGCACCCAGGAUGCCAUUCGAUUGCUGAUAUGGGUCUGCUUGUUGGUGGGCCUAUCGUCAAGGAAAUCACCGGUAUUCUCUUCCUGGUUGCCUUUGUCAUUGUGGCUGCGUCGGGCAUUGUGGGUGUAUCAACUGCACUCAACGCGCUCUCCAACCACUCGCUGUGCACAAAUUACUUUUCCCUCAUUGCCACACUUAUGGUAGGCCUUUGUGCGAGUGUGAGGAAGUUUGAGAAGAUUGCCUGGAUCACCUGGGCUGGCUUUGUAUCAGUCUUUAUUGCCGUCUUCAUCGUCGUAGUUGGGGUAACGACCCGCGAUCGCCCUGCUGCAGCACCUCAAACCGGCCCUUAUGAUUUCGGAUACCAUGUGAUCGGCCAUCCAACGUUUGCAGCUGGCAUCACAGCCGCAAGCACGAUUUUCUGCUCUUCGGCAGCUACGUCUGCUUUCCUCCCCGUCAUGUCAGAAAUGCGCAAUCCCCGCCACUUUGGCAGGUCGGUAAUGACCUGCAUGACCUUUGUCGGUGCCGCCUAUCUAUCUUUCAGUUUGGUUGUAUACAAAUGGUGUGGUAAAUGGGUUGCUUCGCCGUCCCUGGGCAGUGCUGGACCUACCAUCAAAAAAGUGGCAUACGGCAUCGGUAUCAUCGGGCUGCUCGUCAGUGGCGCCCUAUACGUUCACAUUGGUGCCAAGUACAUUUUCGUCCGGAUUCUGCGCAAGUCCAGACAUCUGCAGUCCAACACGUUUGUCCAUUGGGGCACAUGGUUUGGAUGCGUAGGCGGCAUGACCAUUGUCAGCUUUCUGAUUGCCUCGGGAGUGCCAAUCUUCAACUAUCUACUCAGUCUUGCCGGAAGUCUUGCGUUUGCUCCCCUGGGAAUUGGUUAUCCGGGUUGGUUGUGGAUCUACGACCACCGCGACCACUGGAGAGGAUCAUUUCCGCAGAAGAUGAUGUACUUGUUGCACGUUGGAUUUAUCUGUCUCUCUGCAUUCUUGACUGUUGGAGGCACAUAUGGCGUGAUUGUUCAGAUCAAGGAGGCGUACAGAGAUGGUUCGAUUGAUAAAGCGUUUUCGUGCGCAGAUAACAGCAAUUCGGCCUAG